UGUCACUCAUGAAGCGUGAGCUCAUCGACAAUUGCGUGUACACCAGGAGUGUACCUCGUUUCGAAUAUUCAGAGAUGAAAAAGAUGAUCAGGUGUGCAUUCGGUGAUUUAGAAGACGUGUGUUGCAUUUUUGUGCACAAGAUGAAUGGCGUUGACAUUGAGGACGGCUACAUGAGGAUCCCAAAGAAAGCCGUUAACCUCAUUGAGAGCAAUGCGGGCGUCUUGGACAAUUCAGGCGUCAUCCUUCUGCAUGAUGAUGUAGGAGCUCAUGUAACGGCAUCGUUCAAGAAAUCAAAAGAUGGCAGGCUCAUCAUUCAAGGAGGUUUUCGGAAGUAUGUCGAAAAUCUUGAAAUGAAGGAAGAUGAUAUUGUGGUCAUCACUUUUCACAAACGCGCUGGUUCUGCGUCCAUGAUCGUCCGGGUGUGCAUCUUAUCCUAAAACACCUAUGUCGUGCUAGUGUCUGUUUAAGGCAGCUUAUUAGUCCCUAUGUGCCUCCUCGCUGAUCGUGCAGCAUCUCAAUGCCUGCUCUUUUGUGAGAACUCAUGAACCUGGAACCUGUAACCUUCUGUGUGCGGUAUGUGACUAUGUGACCUUUCCACUUAUGCAUGUCCGUUGACUAUAUUUCCGAUCCGUUGGCAUAUUUUCUACUAA
This is a messenger RNA of Aegilops tauschii subsp. strangulata, 650 nucleotides long. Lineage: Eukaryota; Viridiplantae; Streptophyta; Magnoliopsida; Poales; Poaceae. The record is from RefSeq and is a predicted model, not a curated record.